AUGGAUAUAUCUAAGAGAAAAGCCAUUAUUAAAAACCUUGAAGCAGAUUGGUUAGUGUAUAAACAAACCAGAAAUAAAGUAAAUAUAGAAAUGAAAAAAGCCAAAAAGGAUUAUUACUCCAAGAGAAUUGCUGGUCAAAAACAAAAUCCAAAGGAGGCUUGGAAAACAAUAAACAACUUACUAGGCAGACAAAACAAACCAACAAAAGUAAAUGAGUUAAGUAUAAGUGGAAAUAAUUUAACAAAUUCAGAAGACAUUGCAGAGGGCUUUAACGAAUUCUUUUCAAAUAUUGGGCCUGACUUAGCUAGCAAAAUUGAUACUUCGAAUUACAAUUUUCAAGAGUAUAUUAAGAAACCUAAAUCAGAAUUCACUGCAUUUGAGUCAAUUACCACCAACAAAGUUUAUUAUCUCCUACGUGGCCUCUCUAGUGCAAAAGCCACUGGCAUUGACAAAAUUUGA
Molecule: messenger RNA, 459 nt
Organism: Paramuricea clavata
Lineage: Eukaryota; Metazoa; Cnidaria; Anthozoa; Malacalcyonacea; Plexauridae
Source: the annotation of a GenBank genome assembly